Eimeria acervulina is the source of this 2049-nucleotide messenger RNA. RefSeq names its product zinc-finger-Ran binding domain-containing protein, putative. The record is from RefSeq and is a predicted model, not a curated record. Gene Ontology annotation, biological process: regulation of transcription by RNA polymerase II. Gene Ontology annotation, cellular component: nucleus; SWI/SNF complex. The coding region runs from base 1 to 2049 and encodes 682 amino acids. The transcript is spliced from 3 exons. Gene Ontology annotation, molecular function: transcription coregulator activity. Lineage: Eukaryota; Apicomplexa; Conoidasida; Eucoccidiorida; Eimeriidae.
AUGCCGAAGCCAGCCCUCCCCCAUCUUCCUCUGAAGGACAUACGACGGGCUUUGCUGCUGCCCCCGCAGCAGCAGCAGCAACGGCAGCAGCAACCUUGCUUGGCCGUUGGUAGCGAUCAGCCACAGCAGCAGCAGCAGAAGCAGCAGGAGCUCGACAGCAUGCAGCGACAACUGGGGGUGGUUACGGAGGCCGAUCUGCUGCGGGCUCUUAAGCAGCUUGCUGAAUCCCCUGUCUUAUUUGCUUCCCAGCAGCAGCAGGAGGAGGCGCAGCAGCAGCAACAGCAGCAGCAGCUGCUGCUGUUGCAAGAAGCCGAUGUUGCUGGUGGGGGGGGGCCUGCAAAGAACGCACCUGACUAUCCUCUAUCUUGCCUCUGCCAGGCACAAGGCGUAGGGGGAAGCCGCGGUUGCAGCCGUUGCAGCAGCAGCAGCAGGCAGCAACAUCAGCAAGCUGCUGCAGGCAGAACCGUGCAUAAGAGACAACACAGGCAACAGCAGCAGGUGCCAGAAAAGCAGCAGCUGCAGCAGCAGCUACAGCAGCAGCAAAGCAGCGGCCAGCAGCAAAUCGGCGCAGCUGGCCGUCGCGUGGGGGGCCUAGCACGGGGCCCCGUGGAGCAGCAGCAACCGCAGCAGCAGCAGCAGCAGCAGCAGCAGCAGUGGAUUGACUUUGGAGAGGCUCUGAGCCUGCAGAAACAGCUCGACGCUCUUAUGCGCAAUGCGCUUGAAGGCUUGGGGCCGGCUUCAGGCGAAAGCUCUCCUCAGCAGCAGGAAUGGCAGCAGCAGCAGCAGCAGCAGCUAGGGGGCGGCAUGAGCAGCGGCAGAUUUAGCCACUACACUUCAGGAGAUGUAACGCCCGCCAGCAGCAGCGAAUGCCGCACCCCUCAGGGUACAACUUUUUCUAUUGAGCCCCCAGGGGUUGCUGCUGCGCUGCAGCAGCAGCAACAGCAACAGCAGCAGCAACUUGAAGAUCUGGGGGACUCCGCCGCAGGCUCCCUCCAGGGAACGACUGCCGUUGCACUUGCGCUGAAGGCGCGGGAGCUGCGCGACGGUUUGCUGGAGGAGUUGCAGCAGCAAGGCCUCUCUGCAGAUGCUGCUGCAAGUCGAGCAGCAGACAUCUUCAGUGCUGCUCUCGCUCUCACUAGGUGCUCAGCGACAAAGCCUGAAGCAGGGAAGAACUUCUUUUCGUGGUUACAAGGUGUGGGGGGCCCUAACUUUGCUGCCCCUACAAUGCUGGCACACCCUGAUGAAUUUCGUAAUCCUUCUUCCUUCCUUAAGAUCUACGGGGACCCUAUGUGCUGCUUAGAACAGCAGGCACACCGCGGAGGCAGCGGCCCUUGGGGGGCUGCGGGCGACAACACAACAGCAGCAGCAAACCCAAUACGAGGCCGCAACGGGAACUGGCUCUGCAGGAGCUGCAGCAAUGUAAAUUUCCCCAGACGCUUCCGCUGCAACAAGUGUGGGGCCCCCAGAGGGCCUGAAGGCGACGCUGUAGUUGCCGAGUAUGCAAAGCAGGUGUACAGACACCACUUAAACACCUUCCGGUUGCUGGCUGAGAGUCGGGGCGGGGAUACCCCGCUCAAGAGGCUCCGGGGGAAGAAGAAGCAGCAGCAGCAACAACAGCAGCAGCAACAGCAGCAGCAACAACAGCAAAGAGCUGUAGCAGCUGCCGUCCUAGGGCUUGCUUCUCUCUCCCGCAGCAGCAGCACCAACGAUAGCCCCACGCACCAGGCGAGACAACUCAGAGCCCCGGUGCUGCCAGCCUCUCUGGCGUCGACAGUGUGCGGCCUUACGGGCAGCAACAGCAGCAGGAACGGCCGCAGCAGCAGCAGCAGCAGCAGCCCCUGCCACUCCCUAUCCCUGGGCGCUAGCGAAACAAGCCCAUUGAAUGCGAGUACCUGCAGCAACAACGCAGGCAUUCAAGCAACUUCAGGACCCCCCCAAGCAGCAGAUAGUGCCGCUGCGGGGGAGGAUGCAUUGGCUUCAUCAGAAACAGGAGCAGCAGCAGCAGCAGCUGAAACAAAGCUCCACUUCGCGUCGCACGCUCUCCACUGA